Molecule: messenger RNA, 2819 nt
Organism: Octodon degus (degu)
Lineage: Eukaryota; Metazoa; Chordata; Mammalia; Rodentia; Octodontidae
Gene: Fam13c
Product: family with sequence similarity 13 member C
Exons: 13
Coding region: 177-1673 (498 amino acids)
Source: RefSeq, a predicted model, not a curated record
GUGACGAAGGCACAGUCUCUCUACAUGAAGACCAGGCUGACUGUUCUAGCCUCAGAGAUGAAAAUAAAGAGAAUUAUCCAGACCCUGGAGCUCGCAUAGCGGAGCACGCACCCUCCUCGUGCGAGGCGCAGCAGGUGGAGCAGACCCUGGGGGUGGACGGCGCACUGCGACCCAACAUGGGCAAUUUCAAGUCCCGGAAGCCCAAAUCCAUCUUCAGAGCUGACAGUGGGAGGAGCCACGGAGAGAGUCAGGAGACAGAGCAUGUGGUGCCCAGCCGGUCGGAGUGCCUGGGUAGAGCAGGAACGCCAGCUUACGAGAGCCCGCAGCACAGCUCCUUCCGGUGCCAGGACACAGUGCGACUCCAGCCAAGACUAGACCAGAGGGCUGCUAUUUGGCCAAAGGAUGCUUUGGAAACCCAUCAAGACGUAAACGAGGAAGAAGCUGCCCAUGUGCACGAAGCCAAGGACCCAGUCCCAGCCUCAAGCCAGAGUGCACCGGCGGACGGAGCAGAUUCUGCAGACUCCAUGACAACCCACAAAGAUGGGCAAAACGAAGCCGACAGCACGCCUGAAGACAUGUCUGUCAGCACCAGCAGGCUGCUCUACCACAUCACUGAUGGCGACAACCCGCUGCUGUCACCGCGAUGCUCCAUCUUCAGCCAAAGCCAGAGAUUCAACCUAGACCCUGAGUCAGCCCCUUCUCCACCCAGUGCUCAGCAGUUUAUGAUGCCCCGAAGCUCUUCCCGGAGCAGCUGUGGCGACGGCAAGGAGCCGCAGACAAUUCCUCAGCUCACCAAGCACAUCCAGAGCCUCAAGCGGAAGAUUCGGAAAUUUGAAGAAAAGUUUGAGCAGGAAAAGAAAUAUCGGCCUUCACAUGGUGACAAGACUUCUAAUCCUGAAGUCCUGAAGUGGAUGAAUGAUUUGGCUAAAGGUCGUAAACAGCUCAAAGAACUAAAGCUGAAGCUGUCAGAAGAACAAGGGAGCACUCCCAAAGGCCUGCUGAGGCACCUGCCCUGUGAGCAACCAACAGUCCCAAGGGAGAAUGGGAAGCCGCAAGCGACAGGCCUAGAGCCCGUGUCCUUUGGAGAGACUUCAGAUGCUGGGUUGACAUGCCUGAUGGAGAAGAGAGAGUACUUCCCUGCCCAGGAGGAGCCUAAGGUAACCAAGCAGGACAAGAACCUCAUAAAGCCCCUUUAUGAUCGAUACAGAAUUAUCAAGCAAAUCUUGUCAACGCCUUCUCUUAUACCAACAAUUCAGGAGGAAGAGGACUCCGAUGAAGACUGCCCACAGGGAAGCCAACACCCAUUACCAGACCCGGGCUCUCGCCUUCCUGUUGGCGAUCACCUCACCUACUCUGAGGCCGAGCCUGUGAGGGCCCUGAUGCCAGAUGAGAAGAAGGAAGUGAAGCAGCCAGCUCUCUCCAUGUCCAACCUCCACGAGGCCACCAUGCCUGUACUUCUUGACCAUCUCCGAGAAACUAGGGCUGACAAGAAGAGGCUAAGGAAAGCCCUCAGAGAAUUUGAAGAACAGUUUUUUAAACAAACAGGAAGAAGCCCACAGAAGGAAGACAGGAUACCAAUGGCAGACGAGUACUGUGAAUACAAGCACACAAAAGCCAAACUGAGGCUCCUGGAGGUCCUAAUCAGCAAGCAGGAUGUGGCCAAAACGAUCUGAGGUUCAGGACAUCGCCGUCCUCUUCCCCCAAGAUAAAAAUCAAGCUUACUUUCCCGUGCCCUGUGUGUUAAGUAGCUUUGACAUAUUGAGAAUGAAGCACUUUAGUGCUAGUUAUUUUUAAGAAAGGACAGCAAGUUUAACUGUAUACUCUACUAGGAAAAGGGAAUUAAACAGGGAAAAAUGCAACAGGUAACCAUCUCAUUGGGAAAAAAAAUCAGCUUCCUCCAUGCCAAGGACAAAACUCAAUCAAUAGAAGUAUUUCCAAAAACUAAUAUUUGAUAAAUCUAAGUGACACAUACAUGGGCCACUUGUUAGAGAAAGUUUAUUUAGUGCCCAAAGAUUGUUUAUGUCAGUGUAUGGAAAAGAGCAUGAUUUUUUUUAAAUCAGAAAAGGGAAAGAGAUUCUGAUUUUAUAAAGCAAGGAAAGCCUCCAGUAAGAAAAUAGUUUAAUUGAAAUUUCAAAUUGAUUUUUAAGUGAUACAACAUCUACUGCCUCAUCCCUUAAGUCUGACAGACGUUCAGUGCCCUAAAUAGAAGUGUCACAGCUACUUUUAUUUCUCUAUAAAGAUAGCACAUUAUUUUAUCAGUUAUUUGCGCUUUUACAUUUCCAGUUACCAAAGUUCAUUCUGAUAGCAUGUACCUUGUGAAUUAUCUUUGUCUAUAACUGACAGAUGUUUAUAUUAAAAUAUUGUAUUAAAAUUUUAAAAUAGGUAUUUUGGAUAGAUGUGUCUUCAGUAUAUAAUCUAAUGUGACCAUAGUAUUAUUACUAAUCUUUUUGCUUAUUAUAAGAAUAUAUAACUAUUUUUCCAUCAGGAAUAUGCAUUUUUCUUAAUGUUGCAAGGUCUGUACUUUGUAAAGUGAAAAAUCUUUCUCAUGAGCUGUACUUAUUCUUUAUUCUGUACAAAAUGAAAGACUUAGAAACUGUUUGCCCUGGUACCUUGGGAAAGGACUCAGAAUAUUUUAUUUUCUUCAUCAAUUUUAGUCUAUUCUAGUUUGUGUUAUUUUGUACUAAAACACAUUUGUUUUUUAAAAACAAGUAAAAUGCUGACAUUUUCUUUCACGUAUGCAUCAUGUUUGUAUCUGUAUUUUCUGUAAUGUGUAAGCAUGAUACUGAAGAAAUUCACAUUUUCAUAUAGUUUAGGUGGGA